AUGUAUGUACGAACUAAAAUUUCGUUAAAAUUCCUUAAAACGCUCCUUCGUUCACGGGCUGUUGCACUUGGGCCGUUACUGUCUAAUGGGCUUGGGCAAAACCCGUCUGGACACACGAGCGAGCAGUUGGCCCAAAAAAAUACACAAGCACACCUCUACUCGACGGCACCGGCGGCGCCGCCGCCGCCACGCGCGGCUGGUCUUCCUCACCGACUUGCCGCCGCCCUGUUGCUCUCCCCCUCCCCGUCCGCCCCCAAUCUUCUCCGGCGCCACCACAGCCUCCUCUACCUCCUACCUCCUGCUGCCGUCUAUCUCCAAUUUGCAUCGAAGUCGGUGUCCGUGUUCGUGCGGGACAACUUCUUCAAGACGGAGUGCCCAGCCCGAACUCCACAGGGACUUGGAUGCCAUAAGACCGAGCCCUUGACGGAAAUCCCCAGUAAAUCACCUCGCAUCACAACUUUCGAAGAACCGUCCAAUAUCGCGCAGAAUUCGCCGGAAGAACCUCCGCCGUCCGAGCCUGCUACACCUGACCUGAGGCGGAACAACAUCCGCUGUCCGAACGUGCUACACCUGAGUCGUACCAUUACGCGAUCCAUUGAUGAGAGGAAGAAAAGGUUGAUGAUAGUAACCUCGACAAAGAAGGUCACCAAAGUUAGAAGUUGUGCACAAUAACAGAUGGGAUCUGAGUUAUGAUAAGCUAAGAGUGAACCCGGAGACAUGGAUGAGUGAGACAAGUGGAAGGGGUGUGUGUAUGGUGCAUACAUGUCGGCGAUGAUAGUCACAACUUGAGGGGUUUUGCUCACUUGCUCGGUCGCAAGUGCAUCAUCGCUUAGCUAUGGAAUUGAGAUUGCUAGACUUCAGUCUGUAAAUGAACAAAAAGCUAGGACUGAUCUUUUAGUCAGUUUUGUGUCAAUGAGUAAAUCAGUGCUCGAGAUUAGUUUUGCAUCAUAUAUAAUACCAAAUA
Messenger RNA from Triticum aestivum (bread wheat), 964 nucleotides. RefSeq lists its product as uncharacterized. Lineage: Eukaryota; Viridiplantae; Streptophyta; Magnoliopsida; Poales; Poaceae. The transcript has 2 exons. Bases 1 to 672 code for a protein of 223 amino acids. The record is from RefSeq and is a predicted model, not a curated record.